AUGAGGCUCUUGGAGAUAGCACGCAAAUGGCAGAAGAAAGCCAUAGGUCAGAGGAGGAGAAUGUCCCUCAAAAGAAAUACUAGUGAUCGAAGGGAUUCAGCUGUUGUUGAUGGUCAUUUUGUGAUUUAUACAGUAGAUGGAAGCCGAUACAUGAUUCCCUUAGCCUUUUUUAACCGCCCCAUCUUUCGAGAGUUGCUCUUGAUGGCUGAAGAAGAGUUUGGAUUCAUAGGACGCCAUCCUCUAACUGUGCCUUGUGAUUCAUUUGUGGAGUACAUAGUCUACCUGUUAAACAAGCAUGCAUCAAAGGAGGUGGAGAAGGCAUUGGUUUCCAUGGCAUGUUGCAGAGCCUCUCAUCCUUCUCUAGCCCUUCAAGCAUUCUCUGAGCCAAUGAUUCUCCAUAGCUUUUGA
Molecule: messenger RNA, 408 nt
Organism: Amborella trichopoda
Lineage: Eukaryota; Viridiplantae; Streptophyta; Magnoliopsida; Amborellales; Amborellaceae
Source: RefSeq, a predicted model, not a curated record